AUGACCCACCCCACCCCCGAAACCCCAACCCUAGCCACCCCCGGAACAGGCCACCACCCCAGCGCAACCUCACACAUCCGCAUCGCGCGCCCCUGUCGUGACUUCACCGCCGCAGAACGCUUCUACGUGACCGGACUAGGCCUCAAAGUCCUCUGGCGGAGUGGACCCGCACACGAAGUCGAGGGCGGCCAUGAGCUGCUGAUGCUGGGGUGGCCGGGUGCGGCGUGGCAUUUAGAGCUGGUGCUGGUGCAUGGCAACGACGGAAAGAAUGCGCCGAGGCCGACGGAGGAGGAUCUGUUAGUUAUUUAUGUGGAUGGGGCGAUUGAGCCGGGGGUUGUCGAGAGGUUGGUUGAGAAUGGGGGGACCAGAGUGCAACAUUCGAAUGAGUAUUGGGAGAAGUGGGGGGUUACGGUUAGGGAUCCGGAUGGGUAUUUGUUGGUUUUGUGUCAGAGGGGGUGGAUGAAUGUUUAG
Molecule: messenger RNA, 471 nt
Organism: Aspergillus lentulus
Lineage: Eukaryota; Fungi; Ascomycota; Eurotiomycetes; Eurotiales; Aspergillaceae
Product: VOC family protein
Source: RefSeq, a predicted model, not a curated record